CAGGUGAAGAAAUUAUAAACCUUAUACUGAAUGAAAAAAAUUUUCUUAAAGUUGCAUAUACUCCAAGAAAAAACCCUAAAUGUUUUCAUAUUUUGCCUGAAUAUAAAAUUUAAACAAGAAAUUUCCACAGAAGGGAUAAGUAAGACCAACCCUGAGUAAACUCGGAAGUGGAGGAAGCGGGUCUCUCCCAAGAGGGUUCGUGAAGAGGACAUCACACUGACGCCCAAGCAGCCGGGCACCGCAGUGGGACCGUGGACUUCUGGUUCGCGUAUGCGUGGAGGGUCCUCCUCCAUUCCUGUAACCUGGGUCUCUAUUUAAGGCUUUGAACUCAGCAUAAACUCUGUGGCCAUCACCAUGUUCUGGAAGUUUGACUUGAAUACCACGUCCCAUGUCGACAAGCUGCUGGAUAAGGAGGACGUGACGCUGCGUGAGUUAAUGGACGAAGAUGACACCUUGCAGGAGUGCAAGGCUCAGAACCGGAAGCUGCUGGACUUCCUGUGCAGGCAGCAGUGUAUGGAGGAGCUGGUGAGCCUCAUCACCCAGGACCCGCCCUUGGACAUGGAAGAGAAGGUCCGCUUCAAAUACCCGAACACGGCCUGCGAGCUGCUGACUUGUGACGUGCCGCAGAUCAACGACAGACUGGGAGGGGACGAGACGCUGCUGAACCUUCUCUACGACUUCUUGGAUCAUGAGCCGCCUCUCAAUCCUCUGCUCGCCAGUUUUUUCAGCAAGACCAUUGGCAAUCUCAUUGCAAGAAAGACCGAACAGGUGAUUGUGUUCCUGAAGAAGAAGGACAAGUUCGUCAGCCUGGUGCUCAGGCACAUCGGCACCUCGGCGCUCAUGGACCUGCUUCUGCGCCUGGUCAGCUGCGUGGAGCCAGCGGGGCUCCGGCAGGAAGUCCUGCAUUGGCUUGAUGAAGAGAAGGUCAUCCAGAGACUCGUGGAGCUGAUCCAUCCGAGCCAAGACGAAGACAGGCAGUCCAACGCUUCUCAGACUCUGUGUGACAUCGUCCGCCUGGGCAGGGAGCAGGGCGGCCAGCUGCCAGAGGCUCCGGACCCCGACCCCCUCGUCACUGCGCUGGAGUCGCAGGAUUGCGUGGAGCAGCUGCUGAGGAACAUGUUUGACGGCGACCAGACCGAGAGCUGCCUCGUCAGUGGGACCCAGGUGUUGCUUACCUUGUUGGAAGGUCGCCGGGCUGGGACAGAGGGCUUGGUGGACUCCUUUUCUCAGGGACUGGAGAGGUUGUGUCCUGUCAGCGGCAGCGUCCUGCAUGGCAUUGAGCCGCGGCUGAAGGACUUCCAUCAGCUUCUGCUCAGCCCGCCAAAGAAGACCGCCAUCCUGACCACCAUCGGCGUGCUGGAGGAGCCCCUGGGGAACGCGCGCCUGCACGGCGCCCGCCUCAUGGCCGCGCUGCUACACACGAACACGCCCAGCAUCAACCGGGAGCUCUGCCGGCUCAACACCAUGGGUCUGCUGCUGGACCUGUUUUUUAAGUACACCUGGAAUAACUUUCUGCACUUCCAAGUGGAACUGUGCAUAGGCGCCAUCCUCUCCCACGCCUCCCGCGAGGAUGGGGCGGAAGCUGGCGGGCCCGAGAGCAUGGCGGAGCCUCCGCCGGGGAACGGGCAUCCAGAGACCCCCCAGUCCGCUGCCAGCCACCCCGAGAACACAAUGGUGAUGCACCUGUUCCAGCAGUGCUGCCUGGUCCAGAGGAUCCUGGAGGCCUGGGAAGCCAAUGACCACACACAGGCAGCAGGCGGCAUGAGGCGUGGAAACAUGGGCCACCUCACCCGGAUCGCCAAUGCGGUAGUGCGGAACCUGGAGGGCGGCCCCGCGCAGACCCCUGUCAGCGAGGUCAUCCGAGGGCUCCCCGCGGACUGCCGUGGGCGCUGGGAGAGCUUCGUGGAGGAGACGCUGACGGAGACCAACCGCAGGAACGCCGUGGACCUGGUGAGCACCCACCACCUUCAUCCCUCGAGUGAGGACGAGGACAUGGAGGGCGUUUUCCCUAAUGAGCUGUCCCUUCAGCAGGCGUUCUCCGAGUACCAGGUCCAGCAGAUGACAGCCACCUUUGUGGAUCAGUUUGGCUUCAAUGACGAGGAGUUCGCAGACCAGGACGACAGCGUCAAUGCUCCAUUCGACAGGAUCGCAGAGAUAAACUUCAACGUCGACGCCGACGAGGACAGCCCCAGCGCGGCUCUGUUUGAGGCCUGCUGCGGCGACCACAUUCAGCCCUUUGAUGACGAGGAGGACGAUGACAUCUGGGAGGACAAGGAGGCCCACUGCGCCGCCCGGGUAACCGCCAGAGCCAGGUUUGGGGGCCCUCAGGCUUCAGAGAAUGGCCUGGUGCCUGGAGUCCGGGACCCGGGGGAAGCAGACACCGCUGCAGCGCGGGCGGGGACCCCUCCAGCCACUGCCCAGAAGGACGGUCCCCGCAUGGACUACGGAUCGGAAGGCCCCACAUGGACGGUGUUUGAUGAUCCCGUGACCCCUCCGGCCCCAGCCCGAGGAGUGGCAAUGGAUGUGGGUUCCAGUGUGUGGGCGGACAGCACCCCAAGCACCUCGGCCCUGGAGGAGAAAGGCUGGGCCAAGUUUGCCGACUUCCAGCCUUUCUGCUGCUCCGAGUCGGGGCCCAGGUGCAGCUCCCCCGUGGACACAGGCCUCGGCAAUACCCAAGGUGGCCUGCGCCAGGGCCUGGAGAGAGCCCGGGGAGGACAGUCCUUUCACGUGGCAGGCGGCGUACCCGUUUCGCAAGCUGAAGCUCUUGCAUGCCCAUACGAGUCUGGGGGUCCCUGGAUGUCACUGGGUCCCUGUCUUGCAGUUGGCCCUGCCUCCCCAUGCGCUUGGAACGUGUGUGUCUCCAGGGACACCCCUCUGGUGGCCUCCGAUAGUGAAGAGGAUGAACAGAAGGCUGUCACCUCAGAAGCUGUCAGUACAGGGCCUGGCCAAGAGGUCCCCCUACUGCCCACGUCUGUCCCCAGGGCCCAGCGCGCCACCAGCACACCACCCGAUCCUGCCUCCCCUGCACCUGCAGAAGCCACCUUUGCCCUGGCCGUGGCUGUCCCCCCCGAGGCAGCCAGCACAGCCCUGAGCAAGGCCAGUCCUGUGCCAGUCUCCCCGGCAGUCUCUCCUGUUCUAGCCGUGGCCAUCACCACUGCAGCCUCAGUCAUGGCCAGCCCGGCCAUCACCACGGUGGCCAUCCUGGGGACAGUGACCAAGGACAGGAAGGUGGAUGUGCCAGCGCCUGCAGGAGCCACCUCCAACGGCCCCGUGUGACGCUGCUGCCACCCAGCCGUGGCACCCUAAUUGAAAAAACUACCUGGUGAUGCAAUUUGUCUUUUUUAAUUUAAAAUAAAUGCUGCAUUGGUGAAGCUGGCAGUUGGACCCUGUCAACGGCCCAGCUUACGUCGCUCCUGCCUGACCCCAUGCACAGCAGUAAGGCCUCGGGCAUGCACUCUGCCCUCCAGAGCCGGGGCCGUGACCCCAAGAUGUCACGAGGACUGUGGGUGUGAUGGGCAUGGACGCUGCAGGGUCCCAGACUGUUUUCCCCAAUUUUUUAAAUGCAGAAAGAGCCGUGUUUGCACUCUGGACCCAACUGCAGCAGAGGGUCCCCCUGGCUCUGGGGACAAGCGCAUGUCUGGAGCUGGGCUGGCCUUGAGCCAGGCUGCAAAAUUCGACUGCCUUAAAAAACAAGAUCCUCACAGCCUGGCGGGGGCAACCCGGGCCUCGCGCUCUGGUGGUCUGGGGCUCCUGGCAGGAGCUGACCGUGGGCGUGGGGUGGGGGGUCUGCACCUGUGGGGACAGGGCUGCGUUGUCUUGGAGGGCCCACGGGAUUGUUUGAUGUGGAGUCUGGUUUUAAUGUUCCGAUCUGACAGGGCACCCCAACCCCCAAUAAAGUUGUGUUCCUUGUACUGACAA
Pteropus alecto (black flying fox) is the source of this 3918-nucleotide messenger RNA. It is a transcript of the gene PPP6R2, whose product is annotated as protein phosphatase 6 regulatory subunit 2. Gene Ontology annotation, molecular function: protein phosphatase binding; protein phosphatase regulator activity. Bases 355 to 3276 code for a protein of 973 amino acids. The transcript is spliced from 24 exons. NCBI's taxonomy places the organism in Eukaryota, Metazoa, Chordata, Mammalia, Chiroptera, Pteropodidae. Gene Ontology annotation, cellular component: cytosol; nucleus. The record is from RefSeq and is a predicted model, not a curated record.